GAGAUGCAUUCGCUGCUUGUUUGUGUUUCGGCGAUUUGCUUUUUCCGGUUUUUGUGUAGCGGCCACUUCCCUCAGUCCGGAUUGCUGGGUUCAUGUCGUAUAUCUUUGCGGGACGACGAAUGACCAGCAGCUGGAUGGGAAUUCGUGAAUUGUACGCAUCAUCAAUGAUUCCAAGACUCGGAUUUCAGCUUCAUGGCAAAGCGAUCCUAUUUAGUUACGCAUCUAUAAUGGAUCUCAAAGUUAUCCUAUUGGCAAUUUUUGUCAGUUUAAGCAACGGAAAAGAAGCCUUGUAUGAGCUCGCUUUAUCGGAUGAGGAUAUAUUUAGUGCUUGCUCAGAUACUAAACCAGGCACACUUGACGUAAAUGGCUUCCUAGAUUUAUCGGAGUUAUUCACAACCUUGCAGGAGGACGGUAUACAGGUAUCCGGAAAUAUGACGUUUGUAUGGGACAUCCAACCGCAGGAUCGUGUAAAGAUGGAUAUUAAAGCUUUUUAUUUCGAUCGAGGCACUUGGAAACCAACAUUCGCUAUAAUAAAAGAUGACUUCUGCAAGUUAAUGUACGAUUCAAGCCAAUUGUGGUACACCUACUGGACAGAACACGUUAUAAACGUCGAAGAUGUCAGGGAUAAAUGUACAUAUCCUGGGACUAAAAUGAUCUUUGAGCCUUACCUCAUGAUGCCUAUCUUAAACUUUACAAUUAUUCGAGAGGGACUUUAUAAAGUCCAAUUCAAGUGGAGAGGAUUUGAUUCAGCCGGUAAAGAGCGGCCGACGAACAUAUGUUUUGAUGUUCUUGGAUAUGUGCAACAAAAAAAAAUGAACCUUUAGCAUUACAUAAUAA
Drosophila serrata is the source of this 837-nucleotide messenger RNA. RefSeq lists its product as uncharacterized. NCBI's taxonomy places the organism in Eukaryota, Metazoa, Arthropoda, Insecta, Diptera, Drosophilidae. The record is from RefSeq and is a predicted model, not a curated record.